Messenger RNA from Cephus cinctus (wheat stem sawfly), 772 nucleotides. RefSeq lists its product as uncharacterized. NCBI's taxonomy places the organism in Eukaryota, Metazoa, Arthropoda, Insecta, Hymenoptera, Cephidae. The coding region runs from base 239 to 772 and encodes 177 amino acids. The transcript is spliced from 4 exons. The record is from RefSeq and is a predicted model, not a curated record.
UACGUGACCGGCUCGUGAGGGAAUGACCGCUCAAAGCCUAAGCACUCCCAAAAGUGACCUCCCCUCCUUCCCACACACGCAUUCGCGGUUUCUGCGUAACAAUUUUUGCACUCCGACAAAUUUUACAAUUUCCAACACUUCUGACUGUUACCCACCACGCUUCUUGCUUUCUAAGUGUUAAUGUAUACACUUAUUAAUAUAAUUCAUCGAUCGGACCACUAUCAGCAUAUGCACUUGUAUGUCCUCUUUAGUAUGGCUACCAGACAUACUCCCAAAGAACACGUUUAAAAAACUGCCAAGAUACUGUUUUUUGCGGUACACUACACAUCGCGCCCGGCUUGUAACGGCCAUGAUGCUUUGCCGAGGGGCCCCGAACGGCCGCGGGUUCUCACGAAGCCGACCGAAAAGCAACGGAGACACCCGAGCGGCCAUAGACCCGCCAUUGUUACGAAAAUCGCGACGAGCAACAACAUGGGUGCGAGUACAAGUUCGAAAGUGCAGUGAGAAGAAAGGAAAAGAAAAGCAAAAAAAGCACAGAAGAGUAAAGAAGAACGAAGGAGGGAGUGACGAAGGACACGACACGAGGAGAAAGUCUUCACAUAUGGACGGACCGUGGGCGUGGAUCAGCCCUUGGGCCCGACCGUAUGAAGGAAAAUGGAGAGUCGGUACAAAUCAACGUCAUUCGGUCAACACGGUAAUUGGCAGCUCGCAGCAUCGAGGUAUUGUGUCUAGAAAAGCUGAGGAAUCCAAGGAGGCGCUAUCUCUGCGUUGA